Messenger RNA from Patiria miniata (bat star), 606 nucleotides. Its product is annotated as vasopressin V1a receptor-like. Gene Ontology annotation, biological process: neuropeptide signaling pathway. NCBI's taxonomy places the organism in Eukaryota, Metazoa, Echinodermata, Asteroidea, Valvatida, Asterinidae. Gene Ontology annotation, molecular function: G protein-coupled peptide receptor activity. The record is from RefSeq and is a predicted model, not a curated record. The transcript has a single exon. Gene Ontology annotation, cellular component: membrane. Bases 1 to 606 code for a protein of 201 amino acids.
AUGGCCAUUCUGUCAGCUCUCAACACCAGUGUCGCGCCUUCCAUGUCUAGGGCUGAUAACUCAUGUGACACUAGCAUUCUUGCAAUCACGUUGUUUGUUAAAGCCGUGGUAUUUGUCUUUGGAAUACCUGGUAACUGUCUGAUCCUGCGUGUCUACUGGACCAAGGCACGAAAGACCAGCACCCACGUUCUGAUCAUGGCCUUAGCCUGGGCUGAUCUGUCCGUUUGCCUUAUCUUGUCUAUUAGCAUUGUGGGACUUGCUCUCGAAUGUGGAGGCAACGGUAGAGACUUCAGUAUGCUGAUCACGACUCUUUGGGAUAUUGGUAUAGGUGCUUCGUUUGGUAUCACCGCUGCGAUUGCUGCAGAUCGCUAUGACUGCAUAUGCCGGCCACAAAGACGGUAUUGCACGCCAAGACGGGCCAAGGUAGCUGCUUUCGUUAUCUUGCUGUUCUCGGUAAUAUUUAGUAUUCCUGGAAGAAUAAGAAAUUACCUGUACCCGCCCAUGUUAGGCAUAGACCUACUUGUGCCAGUUGUCGAAAACAUUACUGUGUUAAUAGCACUUGUAACAAUCGGGAUUUGUUACGGAAACGUUUACGCAGCAGUCUGA